AUGGGCAUUGGCUUUUCUAUUUUAUUUUUGUCCCUUUUUGGGAUUUGUCUUCGCGGUUUGUCUGGGAUGUCAUUGGAGGAUGUGGUUUUUAUGAGAGAGAGAAGAGUUUGGAUGGUGGGGCUGGGACCAUUCUUGGGCGAUAGGAUUACAAUGGUUUUGGAGGGGAAUAGCUCCAAACGGGCGAACGGCUUUUCUUUGGAGCAGCGCAUGCAAAGCAGGGUAAAAGUCGAUGAGAUGCAGCUGGGUCCGCGUCCGCGGUACGGACGUUAUGCGCGUGACGGCAUACCGGGGACGAUUACAACUUGUCGUGUAGGAGUGCGUCGUUUCUUAUUUCAAGUCAACCGUUCUUCUGGGGUUGCGACGUUGGCGGUUGAGAUCAAAAGGGGGGGGAAGAGGUUUCUGUGUGAGUGGUAUGUGAUGCAUUGGUCUUGGAUUCAAGAAUGGCAUCGUGGGGUUAUCUCCAGGCCUGCGUGUUUGUGGAUAGUCCCCAGUAGCCGUCCGACACUCUUGAUCAACAGACAAGCUGCGGCAGGUGUGUUUGGGGAAUGCUGUAUUGGCGCGGGUGACGUUGCUCUUCACCAGAUGUCCGGCCAGAAAGUACGCUCAAACCCCAGCUCCAGACUUCUAGCCAUGUUUGUUUGCUUUUUAUCAGACAGCUGCCGCGCUGGAGGAAAGCCAAGACAUGGGGGGAACCGGGGAGUCUGA
This is a messenger RNA of Colletotrichum lupini, 705 nucleotides long. RefSeq lists its product as uncharacterized. Lineage: Eukaryota; Fungi; Ascomycota; Sordariomycetes; Glomerellales; Glomerellaceae. The record is from RefSeq and is a predicted model, not a curated record. The transcript has a single exon. The coding region runs from base 1 to 705 and encodes 234 amino acids.